Papaver somniferum (opium poppy) is the source of this 1232-nucleotide messenger RNA. Its product is annotated as formyltetrahydrofolate deformylase 1, mitochondrial-like. The coding region runs from base 125 to 1126 and encodes 333 amino acids. Gene Ontology annotation, biological process: 'de novo' IMP biosynthetic process. Lineage: Eukaryota; Viridiplantae; Streptophyta; Magnoliopsida; Ranunculales; Papaveraceae. The transcript is spliced from 8 exons. Gene Ontology annotation, molecular function: formyltetrahydrofolate deformylase activity. The record is from RefSeq and is a predicted model, not a curated record.
GAAGGAAAAAAGAAAAAACCUUUGCAAUUUGACACCCCAGAAAAUGGGUGAGGCCGAGAAGAAAGUGAGGUCGUGAAUCUCUUUUUCUGGGUCUGAUCUCGAAAAGGGAGAGGCAGAGAAAGAGAUGAGUUUCAUCAUUAGAGGAAGAAGAAGAGCUUUUGAAUUAUUGAAAUCAAAUUCUUGGUCCGGUUUUGGAAGAGGAGGAGGAGAAACAUUCAUUUCUAGAUCUUCUAUCACCACCGCAACCACCACCACCUGUUCACCUACUCAUGGGAUUCACGUAUUUCACUGCCCCGAUGAUGUUGGGAUAGUUGCAAAGCUAUCUGAAUGUAUUGCUUCUAGAGGUGGUAACAUACAGAGUGUUGAUGUUUAUGUUCCUCAGAAGAAACACGUAUUCUACGCCCGUAGUGAGUUUGUCUUUGACCCUUUAAGAUGGCCACGAGCGGAGAUGGAUGAGGACUUUCGGAAACUCUCAAAGUUGUUUCGUGCAGUGAAAUCUGUUUUACGGGUGCCUGAUCUUGAUCCCAAGUAUAAGAUUGCAGUGUUUGCUUCAAAGCAGGAUCACUGUUUGGUUGACUUGUUACAUGCAUGGCAGGAUGGUAGACUUCCUGUGGAAAUAACCUGUGUGAUAAGCAAUCACGAGAGAGGUCCCAAUACCCAUGUAAGUCGUUUUCUCCAGAGGCAUGGCAUCCCAUACCAUGUCUUGCACACGACUAAAGGGAAUAAAAGAGAAGGAGAAAUAUUGAAGUUGGUUGAAAAUACGGAUUUCCUUGUCCUUGCUAGAUAUAUGCAGAUAUUAUCUGGGAAAUUCUUGGAGAGCUACGGAAAGGAUAUUAUCAACAUUCACCAUGGCCUUUUGCCAUCGUUUAAAGGUGGGAAUCCUUCUAAGCAGGCAUUUGAUGCUGGUGUGAAGCUGAUUGGGGCUACUAGUCAUUUUGUAACCGAAGAACUUGAUUCUGGAGCAAUUAUUGAGCAGAUGGUUGAGAGAGUGUCGCAUCGAGAUAACCUACUCAGUUUUGUGCAAAAGUCAGAAAACCUUGAAAAACAAUGUUUGUCAAAGGCAAUAAAGUCAUAUUGUGAACUGCGCGUGCUACCUUAUGAAGGAACCAAGACUGUUGUAUUUUGAUUGGUAUGAAGGCACAUUGAGUAGGCUUUUGCAUUUUAUUCUUCAUGUGCUGUAACUUGUUUAUCUAUUUUUUAAUCAGUAAUAAUUAUCAGUUCUGAAACAUUCA